AAACUGCUGGCGUCUUGGACUCGGCUCUGCUUUUGUCUGUCUCGUUUUCCUCUCGGGUCGGCCUGAUUGUUUGCUGCCAGCAGUUUCCUCUCGACACGCUCCGCCGCCCUCGCCGCCCUCCGCCGGCGCUUUCGAGUUAACGAGCCCCGUUGAUGUCGUCUUUGUGUGCGGGAGCCGGGCCGGGAUGGGAGUGUAAUGCUGAGAGGUCGCGCUCUCUGUCUCCGCUCUGCUCCGACCCCGCCAUGACCACCGGGCGCCCAAAGACGGUCUCUGAAUGCAAAUGUCAGCCCCCUUGGACUCUGCCCUGGUCGGGGGCCAGCAGUGCGUGAGGGACAGGCGAGUGGAGCCCGCGGUGGCUCUCUACUGCGUGGCUUCAAAUUGGCCCCGGCUGAGCUCUGCAUGGAGCACGGAGUGAAGAGUCCUGCUAUGGUCUGAUGUCUCAGCAUGGAUGGAGUCAGUCAGAGGACUGGCCACCACUAAUGAGACCAUUGUUUUUCAUCUGAGGACUAGCAUUCACAGGAUUACUCCCACGUCCUUUUCCAGAUAACUGCAUCGUUACUUAACUUCCCCAGUUGGACUGUUGGUCGGUCGGGUUUUCGGUGGAUAUAUACAUCAUCGCCUUUCUGAUUUUCAUAUUUGUUUAAUUCAUUUUUUUCGUUCUUUUAAAAAAAUAUAUUUUUGUUUUCCCUUUUGCCGUUUUGUUUUCCACUAUGGAGUUUCUGCCUGGACCCUGGAAUAAAGAUUGGCCGUCAUUCUUGCAAUUUUGGUUGACUGUCAUCCUAAGCCUCCAAAUGCAAAUCAGCCCGGGUGCCUCUUGCCCAGCAGAGUGUCGUUGUGACCAGCUCUUUGUGUACUGCAACGAACGCAGCCUGACGUCAGUGCCUCUUGGGAUGAAGGAGGGUUUCAAGGUCCUCUUUCUACAUAACAACCAGAUAAACAAUGCUGGCUUCCCUUUGGAACUUCAUAAUGUGGCCACUGUUGAGACGGUGUAUCUCUACGGCAACCAGCUGGACGAGUUUCCCAUCAACCUGCCUAAAAACACAAAGGUCCUGCAUCUUCAGGAGAACAAUAUCCAGACCAUCUCCAAAGCGGCCCUGGCCCAGCUGACUCGACUCGAGGAGCUGCACCUUGAUGAUAACUCAAUCUCCACAGUGGGGGUGGAGGAAGGGGCCUUUAGGGAGGCCAUAAGCCUCAAACUCCUCUUCCUCACCAAGAACCACUUAAGCAGUGUUCCCAUUGGGCUUCCCGAGGACCUGAAAGAGCUGCGUUUGGAUGAAAACCGCAUCGCUCACAUUGCAGAGGAGGCCUUUCAGAAUGUGACACGUCUGCAGCGCCUCCUGCUGGACGGGAACCUACUGACGGACGAGGGCAUCGCACCAGGGACCUUCCAGGACCUGGAAACCCUCCGUGAGCUAGCCCUGGCCCGCAACUCACUGACGUUCCCCCCUCCCCUCCUACCCAGCCAGUCACUGGUCAAACUGAGCCUGCAGGAGAACCAGAUCAACCAGAUCCCCGUGGCAGCCUUCGCUGACCUGAUCAGGCUGGAAAGACUGGAUAUCUCCAACAACCAGCUUCAGACUCUGACACAGGGUGUGUUUGACGGCCUGUCAAGCCUUAGGCAUCUCAUGGUGCGCAAUAACCCAUGGCGUUGUGACUGUGCUGUGAAGUGGGUGGUGGUCUGGCUCAAGUCCUUGCCCUCCUCAAUCAACGCCCGGGGGUUCGUUUGCCUGAGCCCAGACAAAGUGCGUGGCAUGGCCAUCAGAGAGCUCACGCUGGACAUCAUAGAGUGCCCGGUAGAAGCUGACCAGCCGCCCUGGCCCACCCUCCGCUCAACUCCCCCUCCCCCACCCACAACCACCCCCAUCACCACCAUGUCCUCCACCCUCAUCACCACAACCAUCCCUUACUACUUUGACUCUCCCUCCCCUCCCUCACCCCCAGUCCACAACAACCCCGCCGGGCCCCUGCCGCCUUACGAGGAUCCGCUUCAGAUCUCCUUCCACGUGGUCAACUCGACCAGCAUCGAGGUGAGCUGGGCUUCCUACUUCACCGUCACAGCCUACAAGGUCACUUGGGUCAAAAUGGGCCACAGCCAAACAGAUGAAGGAAUGCGAGAGAGGACGGUGAGUGGGGACCGCCGGCACAUUAGCCUCACCAAACUGGAGCCCCGAUCUGUGUAUCGGAUCUGCGUGCAUGUGCUGGACACUCUUAACUCCUUCAGGCCCGGAGAGGAUACUAUAUGCUCUGAGGCCAGGACCAAGGCGGUUGUGUCUACCAAACCUCCCGGCAGGGAGCAGGCUCCAAAGGAGACCAUCAACUCCACGUUGCUAAUGGCUGGGAUCAUAGGCGGGGCGGUGCUCAUCAUCCUGGUUACGCUGCUCAGCCUGUUCUGCUGGCACAUGCACAGGAAGAGCCGGUCGUCUUCGACCAAGUGGAAAUACAACCGGGGCAGGAGAAAAGACGACUACGGCGAGGCAGGGACCAAGAAGGAUAACUCCAUUCUGGAAAUGACUGAGACUAGUUUCCAGAUAGUGGCACUGAACAAUGAGCAGCUGCUCAAGGGAGAUUUCCGCAUCCAGCCCAUCUACACACCCAACGGGGGCAUCGGAUUUAGAGACUGUCACCUCAGUAAUAACAGCAUAGCCUACUGCAAGAGCAGCAACGUGCCCAGUACAGAGUUCUGCCUCACGUGAUGCAGCAGCAAAUAGUUGGGCGGCAUUCACUCACACACAUCCUAGAAAAAACUUAUUACAUGCGUAAAUGCACACACACACCGUUUGUGAAGACAACAACAACAAAAAUAUAAACAUUCUAGUAAAAUAUAACUGUACUAUAUAUAUUUCCAAGUUUCUGUCUACGAUGUAAUUUAUACUGUGGAUAAUAGUGUGGGAUUCUCUGCUAUCUUUUUUAUUCUUAGAAAAAGAGAUAAAAGUGUUUCUUUUUUUAUAACCAGCAGGGUUUUGAAAGUUGUUUUAAUGGUCAGUACUGUACAUGAACAUGGAUUUGUACAAUCCUGGAACCCUGUGUGUAGCUUUCGGACUGUCAAAUGUUGGGGCACUUAAGAAGACUGGGAUCCUUUGCUAACCACAGAAGCAAAAGAAGGCCUUUUUUGCUCUUUGGAACCUGGCGAGCCCUCCCGUCCAAAAGAACAGUAGUAAAGACAACACGGCACCGGAGAAAUACAAACACCGCUGAUUAGCUCGCCGUGGAAAUACAGCACUCAUUCAUUGUUAAAAAGGACUGAAGUGCACUUUCUUAUUAAUGGAAGCAAGACAGGAAAUGAGCAGAGGUGGCGACCUCAUGUGAGGGGGAGUUUCAUCGGUGCUGUUGAAAGGCCCCGCUUGAGAUCUCCCAAAAGUGCCUUAACACUAAAAGCGUCUUUGUUUCCCUGGUUUACAGUUGAAACAAAGGUGGGCUUAGUACGGGAGACACUUUUUCUGGAAAACGAUGUGUUGUUUUCAACACAUGUUAGUGAGGAGUUAUUAACACAAGUUUAAAAAAAAGGGUUGUUGUCCCCAAUGAGGUGCAUGGAUGUUCUGAAGCUCGGAUCCUUUUGAACAAAUUCCCAAAUUAGUUCUGCAUCUUUUCUUCUUCCCUGUUUUGGUAAGUGAGGCCACAAGGGGGCAGUUUCCCCCAGUGUUGCGUGUGGGACAGGAACAGAGGGCAAGACAGACAGAGGGGGGGGGGACAAGCUUCAUAGAUCACUACCUCCACUAUUCCCCUGGAGUCCAUUACCAACACCACAUUACUCACGCUCAAACAGCAUUGUUUAGAGUAUUCCUGCUCAUCCGGCUACUUAAUGAUGUGCAAUCAUUUCAAACCAACAGUUUUCUGUGUUCAGUGGCUGAAUGAUAUUCAUUUUCUUCAUAUUGAUUUUUGCCACUGUGGUCUGUCGUGAGGGGAAAGCCCCGGCCCCUCCCUGUGUGUGUGUGGUGAGUGUGAUGCAUUUAUAGAAAGGACACAUAAUGACAAUCCUACACACACUUAUUUGGCCCGUGUCCCGGCAUUCAUUAGGCUCUGUGAUAAAUGAGGAAAUCUCAACGUGAUCCUCACAAAGCUGCACAGGGAGGGGGGGCUCGUCUAGCGUCUCAUUGCUCACCCCUCUUGUAGACGUUUAUGGAGCGUCACCUCAACAAUGCACCCGCUCACUUUACAUCGCGUCAUCAGCCACACUGAUGAUCCUCACGCUAUCUGCGCCAUCGUGUCCUUUCUGUAUCCUCUGUGGCGGCAGCUUUCUGCGUGCACUCUGCAGUGGGGUCCUCAUUAUGCCGUCUUCAGCAGACUAUAUUGGAUAUGACCAGAUCUUAUUUUGAGGGGCCAAGCUUAAAAGAAGUUCCCCACCCCCCGUUCCUCCUCUCAUGGUCUACGACCAAAAAAAGGGAGAAAAAUAUGUGGACCCUGAUUUUACUUGGCUGCAUGGAGCUCACGCUGGGAGACGAGAAUGUCUGUUAACUCACAUGAAACCGGGCCGAACUAUCGGGGCAAAGGGGUUUUUAAGGGCUUUUACUGGAAGCCACCAGUCAGCAGUCGGGACAUGUCAAAAGCAGCGAUCAGCAUCCCCUGAGCUGUAGUUUGAGUUGGUCCCCUGACCUCCACAGCCCCCAAUGUUCAACCAAGACGGCAUUCUAGUCAUUAAAAGGGAAUCUGUGCACAUCACGUUGGGUCACAUAAUGUCUUUAUAUGUUGUUUUCAUCAAGACAACUAAUUAGAAGAUUGAUAUCGCCCUGUUUGUACGCUAGAUAUCAAGUUAAUGAUAGCAGCUUGUUUAGACAGGACACAGAUUACUAUCAAGGAAAAUCUACCAUAAAAGCACAGUGUCAAUUUUACAACUUGUUUUUUUGUGUGUAUUAAACAAACAAGAAUAUUUAAGAUGUGCUGGAUUUAGCAGGAUAAGCGGUUUGACGAUGGAUGGGUGGAUUUUGUUACUUUUAAACAGACAUAGGCUUGCUGUUUUCUAGAUACUGAGCCAACUGUCUGCUAAUGUUAGCUUCAUAUUUAAUUUACAGCCCUGUAAUGUACAAAACAUUUUUCCUUAAAGGGAAAAAUAUGUAUUAGCCUAAAAUAAGUAGAUGCCACUUGUGCCGUACGAAGAUCUUCUGUGGUUAUCAAAGCAUCUCUUUUUACUUUAACUCUUUUUCUACUAUUACCCACAGCUGACCACUCAGACACACUUCAACAUCUACAUAAAUAGGAUUUAGUCAUUAUUUCUUUGUUUGAGAUGGGAUCCCUAUUUGAAGUUACGUGCUGAUCAAACAGUGACGUUGGAGGGUGAGGGUGGGGGUGAGGGUGGCUCAAAGAGUUCCAGCAUAUCACAUCCCCUCUCUCUCUGAAUGUGUAACCGAGACCCAGCUGAUGAUAUUUGCCUUACCUCUAAUGCAGAGAGCGAAUGACGGAGCGUUUAAGUGGGAGGAAGACAAGAUGCGAUGGGAGGAGACAGUAAUUAGAAAGCACAUUUGUCCAACUUUUUGCAGCGGUGGCGACUACAACGCCAAGAACAACACCAAGCAUGUACGCGCGGGAGCUUACGACAGGCUGUUCUUCCACAUUUUAAGCAGGUGAUUCAGUCAGCGGACAUUACUCCUAAUUCUCUUUUGGCUUUAAUAAAGAAUGCGGGGGGUGUGGGGGGGCAUGACCAAUGGAAUUACGCAAAACGUAUCACAGAGUGCAAACGUCCGGUUAUUCCGUUUUCAGGGGCAAAUUAAUUAAUCUGAAAGCUCGUUGAAAUGAUCAUGUUUUAUCUCUCAGAGGUCAAAUCAAAGAAAACACAUAAGUGGUUAAGAACGUGUAAAUUGGUCUUUUCUUCCUGCAGGCCCGAGCUUCUCUGCUAAUAUCCAUCAGACAGAAACAUCCAUCAAAGGGGUUUUGCAUGUACUGUAUUUAGCUUCAUUGCCUUUCUUUUUUUUUUCCAUAUUGGGCCUUGGACUUUUUUUGUGAAGCAAUCAAAGGAUUAGAGGGAGGACGCUUCAGACUUUCAGUGCAUGUGAAACAGCCGUGGGGGGGUUUCUCCUCCCCAUCAGGACGCUACAGUGUCACGUUAGCAGCCCACACCACGUUUUCUUAGGAACCAAAGUUAAAUUUCUGUUCUCAUGAUGAAAUAUUGAUGUUGUUCCAUGUACGUGCCUUGAGGUUGAACUUACAAUGUAAAGUCCUUGACAAACCUUUAAAUGUUUUUGCACAAACUGUAAAUACUUAAGUGAAGCCUUUUGAAAAUAAAAGAGCCAUUGGAUUUGA
Molecule: messenger RNA, 6231 nt
Organism: Gasterosteus aculeatus aculeatus (three-spined stickleback)
Lineage: Eukaryota; Metazoa; Chordata; Actinopteri; Perciformes; Gasterosteidae
Gene: flrt2
Product: fibronectin leucine rich transmembrane protein 2
Molecular function (GO): protein binding
Source: RefSeq, a predicted model, not a curated record